Messenger RNA from Esox lucius (northern pike), 2515 nucleotides. It is a transcript of the gene tctn2, whose product is annotated as tectonic family member 2. The transcript is spliced from 17 exons. Gene Ontology annotation, biological process: protein localization to ciliary transition zone; smoothened signaling pathway; cilium assembly. NCBI's taxonomy places the organism in Eukaryota, Metazoa, Chordata, Actinopteri, Esociformes, Esocidae. Bases 118 to 2247 code for a protein of 709 amino acids. The record is from RefSeq and is a predicted model, not a curated record. Gene Ontology annotation, cellular component: MKS complex.
AUGAGAGAGCAAGCCAUUCCCUAAACCUUGAUUGGUUUAUGUCGUUGCCAUAGUCAUCUCUCUACAACAUCACAUUGCAAAAAUGUCGACUCCUUGGUAAACAGAUUUUUUUCAGUGAUGGCUAAUAUACUUUCUACACCAUGUGCAUGGAUAUUUUUUAUUGUUUUAAUUAAGGACGCAAAAAGCAAUGUCGUUUUUCAGCCGUCGUAUAUCGUUACACCCGGCCCCAGAGUUUCAGCUUUCUUGCUUGGAAAUAUAUCUGGCAUAUCGCUGACCCUGAGUUCUCUAUCGCCCUUUAAUUCCUCGGGUCGCCUUCCACCCCCAACCUGCUCAGAAGAGCUGACGCACUGGGUUCUCACACAGGAUUUGGUGGACAAGACUACAGUGCGAGUUCAGCUCAGUCUGAACCGCAGUCUUAUCCUGUGUCGUAACAAUGAUACAAACACAGACUGCUGUCCUGAACCCUUGUGUUUGCUGGAGACCCUCCGUGUGUCUGCCUGUCUGGAGAACACACCUCAAGCCUCACUGCUUAUCCAAGCUAAGAUUUAUGCCCAGGUCUAUCCUACUGACCCUGUGUCUGAUAACAAAACAGUUAUCCCCAACCAAGUAUACCGUCCCCUGGGCUCCUGUCCCUGUGACCUCACAUUGGGAGCCUGUGAUGUGCGCUGCUGCUGUGACAAGGACUGUUCCCCUGAAGUUUUGAAGCUGUUUGUGUCCCAGUGUCUCAUGGGCCCUUUUGGAGGGGAAGUCUCUCCAGUUCCUGAUUACCUGUGCCGUGCACAGUCAGUUGAAAAUGCCCCAGAUUGGUUUCCAUUUCUCUGUGUUAUCUCCCCGCCUGACAACAAUCCCUUUCUCGGACUGUUUUAUGAAGGGGACACAAUCACACCAGUGCCAAGGCCGUCUUUCCAAACACCAGUGCUAUCAGCUGCACUGCCCAAAGACAACUACCGUCAGGGGGAUCCUAUAUUCACCACAAGUGAUCAGUAUAUCACCAUACCUCAGAAGUCCCUAGUUGGUCAGUGUGUAGAUCAUGCCCCUGUGGCAUUUUUGAAAAACGUCCAAGCGCAGUGUGUAACCCGUCUCCUGUCCUGCCCCACUGGACCUCCCCUACAGACAACACCAACUGAGCUGAAGGUACAAGUGAGGGAUGGCCAACGAGGUGUAGUCACAGUGGAUGUCACAGAUGAAAUGGCUGUUGACUUGAGCCCCUUUGUCUCAAGUCCACUGGUUGGAGAUGGAGUACCACUGUGUGAAAAUGUGACCCUGGCAUUAGAUUACAAAUUCUUCUGGAAAGGGAAUGGUCUAACAAAUAUUACACUUACCCGAACACUUGGAAAUGUCCCUUCUGUUAAUGUUGCUUUGACAUCCAGGUAUUCAGUUGUGUUUCUGAAUGGAGAUGCUUUGUCACAGCCCAUCUCAGGAAAUCCAGAUUACCAAGUGGGCAGGCUUGUGAUUGGUGGAGUUGAGGACACCUUGGGGAAUAGCACAGUCAUACAUAGGGCCCCAGUCAGUCUUUGGAAGCCAGUAGGCAGCGGACUUUGUGGCUCUGCAGAGAUGAGGCCAGUUUUGUUUGGAGAGAACUCAACUGCAGGAUGUCUGUUACCCGUGAACCUACAGAACCUGACCCAAUGUAGUAUGGUCAGAGAGACUGUUGCAUCUCUUCAGAGGGCACUGAUCCCAGCAACACUCAUAGCCAAGAAUGGAGACCCACAUUUCCUGAGCCUGACUGACUGGUUGAAUAUUACCUUUGUGGAACUAAACUCCAGCCAACCCAUGGGGGGUGGUACUGGCACAUGUUCUGGGAUUCCCUCCCAUAGACACAUCCACAUUAUGAGCUUUGCGACACAGGUGGGGGGGUUGCCUCAGUGGGAGAUACAAGGAGUGGAGGUCAGUGACCAUGUAUCCACUUGGAAAAUGGAAUGUGGAGGGGGUGACCCAACCCCUUGUUUAGACCAAGUUGUGACUCAGUUUUUCCCUGUCACAUUCUCGAUUACCUUCAGUGAUAUCCCUAUCAACAUCGGGCCACCCAAAACAAGGUUUCAAAUUAACUUUACGGAGUAUGACUGUGACAGGAAUGAUGUGUGCUGGCCCCAACUUGCCUUCCCCCUUACCAAGUAUUACACAGGUGAGUCGUAUUCCCUGUCUCUGGCCAAGGGCCUAACCCUUGUGUUUUUCUUCAUCACUGCCUCUCUUCUUGGGACACCAUGGAAACAGAUCCGACAGGCAUGGAGAAGUGCUUCUAUCUAAAUCCAGGAAUCUUCUAAAGAGUGGUUCAGUAAAAAGACAGACUGGCAUACAGUAACAAUGGACUUGGGCUACCACCAUGACAACUACCACCUUGAAUGCCUGUCUCAUGGCUUGAAUCUGCUUUUACAGCUGUAGAAAUAAUCAACAAUGUUAUUGCGGAUGAGUAAUUUUCAGGUAGUAACCUUAAAUAUUGUCAGCAUUUUCUACUGUAAAAAUGUGUUGUAAAAAUGUAUUUUGAUAUUUAUUAUUAAAAUUGUUGUUGCAUUUU